CCCUCACCCUCUCAUCAAACCCUAAUUCAUUCUUAUCUUCUCUAAUUCAUCUCCACAAAGCAAUGGCCUCCCAAACCAUCGAAAGCCACCGCCAAGGUGCCGAGAUCCACCACGGCGACGCCGUCUGCAAGAAAAAGAUCUCCGAGUUCCUCACCGAGCUCGGUCUCCCCAACGGUCUUUUCCCUUUGGAUGACAUUGAAGAGUUUGGUUAUAACCGUUCCGCGGGAUUCAUUUGGAUAAUUCAAAAGAAGAAGAAGGAACACAACUUCAAGAAGAUCAAACAAGUGGUGUCCUAUGCCACCGAGGUCACCGCCAUGGUCGAAAAGGGGAAAAUGACAAAGAUCACUGGAGUUAAGACCAGAGAGCUUCUUCUUUGGCUCUCGGUUAUCGAUAUGUACAUCGAGGACCCUUCGUCGGGAAAGCUCACCUUCAAGACCGGCACCGGCCUCUCCGAUAGUUUUCCGCUUGCUGCUUUUGAGCUUGAGUGAAAACCCUAAUUAAGAAGAUACCAAGAUGAGUUCUUGAUAUCUUUACCACCUUGCAUGCAUGGAUAUAUAUAAUAUAUGUGUGUGUGUGUUAUGUGUUUGUUGUAUGCUUGUUGUAAUACUCGUGUUAGUUUUCACUAUGUAUUUGUGGCAAAUAAGAUUUGAAUAACAGAUGAAUUAAUCAAUGCAAAGUUUGGUUAUGAUUUAAUGAAAGAGUACUUCUUGAUACA
This is a messenger RNA of Dioscorea cayenensis subsp. rotundata (Guinea yam), 715 nucleotides long. RefSeq lists its product as uncharacterized. Bases 63 to 488 code for a protein of 141 amino acids. The record is from RefSeq and is a predicted model, not a curated record. The transcript has a single exon. NCBI's taxonomy places the organism in Eukaryota, Viridiplantae, Streptophyta, Magnoliopsida, Dioscoreales, Dioscoreaceae.